Messenger RNA from Colletotrichum spaethianum, 459 nucleotides. RefSeq names its product conidiation-specific protein 10. Bases 1 to 459 code for a protein of 152 amino acids. NCBI's taxonomy places the organism in Eukaryota, Fungi, Ascomycota, Sordariomycetes, Glomerellales, Glomerellaceae. The transcript is spliced from 5 exons. The record is from RefSeq and is a predicted model, not a curated record.
AUGAACCCCGAAAACUUCGCCAACCUAUUCAAUUUUCUGGAGGAUAUUCUAGCUAAAGAUUUCAGCCCAGCUGAGGAAGUUCAGAAAAUCGCAUCCAAGGGCGGUCAGGCCAGCCAUGGCCCCGAGGAGGGUAUCUCCCCUACCAGCAGCCCGAACCCAGGCAACUUCCAGAACCGCCCCACUAAGGAAGUCCGCGAGAUCGCAGCCAAAGGCGGCGCCACAAGCCACGGCCAUAGCAACCCCACCAACUUUGGCAACCGAUCCAAGGAGGAAGUCCAAGAGAUUGCCGCUGAGGGCGGUCAUGCCAGCCACGUGGGGGGUUUCGCCAGCAUGGACCCUGAGAGGCAGCAAGAAACCGCUUCCGAGGGUGGCAAGGCGUCGUCCGGGUCCUUUGAACCCGGCUCCGAGAAGGCGCGUGAGGUUGACCGUAAGGGCGGUCUGGCGAGUGGUUCUGCUUGA